Molecule: messenger RNA, 1398 nt
Organism: Saccharomyces eubayanus
Lineage: Eukaryota; Fungi; Ascomycota; Saccharomycetes; Saccharomycetales; Saccharomycetaceae
Gene: MPC54
Product: Mpc54p
Exons: 1
Coding region: 1-1398 (465 amino acids)
Source: RefSeq, a predicted model, not a curated record
AUGCCGGAAGAUCCAAAUUAUAGCGACUCCUAUGGAGAAAGCCAUAACAGCAAGCCGAACAUGGUGUCUCCCUAUAAAGAUUCUUUCUUUAAAGAAGUGACCCCUUCCAAGCCAAAUGUGAGGUUUGGUAACGAUGAUGUUAAUAUUUUUGACCAAAGGAAAAAGGUGAAUGAAAUCAACAAAAAUAGUUGUAUUAAAAAGAGUAUUCCACCUUCAACGAAUACAAAUAACACACCAAACAAGUCUAGCAUGAAGUCUCCAAAAGGCAAAAAUACUCCGAAGCCUGAUUUCGAUUAUAAAAGUCAAUUUGAAUCAAACGACGAAACUUUUAAAGAUGUGAAUGAUGCAGUCAACCGUUGCUAUGCACUUUGUAACAUUCCCACUAAGCAUGUAUCCAUAAACAGUAUCUCUGAUCUGGCACAGACUUUUGAAACACUUGCUGUAGGAAUAACUCAUGAAACGAAUAGGAAAGCUGAAUGUGAACGAAGCAAAAACGCAAUAGAUUCAUUGUACUACCAUGAACAGCUGGAAAAAAAAGAACUUAAUGAAAAAAGCCUCCAGAUGGCAAUUGAUCAUUUGCUGAUAGUAACAAAACAAAAUUUAAGACAAGCUGAUGAUACAAACAAAUUGAAAGAAACAGAAGUGCUUAAAAGUUUUUUUGAGGAGAUUGAAGAGGUUGAUGAUAAUAAAAUUUCGAUUAACAAUCUAGAGCAACAGUUACUUGAAGAAAAAAAGGCAAACAAUAUUCUUAGAAGGGAUUACUAUAAACUUCAAGAACGUGGUAGACGCUUGUGUCACGAAUUUCAAGAUUUACAAAACGAUUAUGCACAACAAGUCAAACAAAAGGAGUAUGAGUUGCAGAAACUUAAAAAUGAAAAUAAAACGUUACUCAACAUGAACAAUAAUUUGAAAGCAGAUAAAACCCAAUUUUCUCAAAAGGAGAAACAAUAUUUUCAAAAAUAUACAUAUAUAGAGAAAUACAUGACCCAUGUCAAAGAAGAAUAUAGUAAGAAGGAGGACGAAUGCGAUAAAUUGAAAUUUAAUAUUGAUAACAACGUGAAAAAGAUAGAACGCCUAGAAAGAGCACUUCAGAUGCAAAUUAUUACUCAAAACAGUUUUUCUACCGCAACCAUCCAGGAAGAAGACCCAGAUGAUGCCCAUUUGGAGGACCGUUACCAAAAAGUGAAAGAGUUUAUGGAGCUAAAGCUACGAACUUCCAAGGUCGAUGACCCAAUGAGGUCCGAGACUGAAGCACUUGAUAAUGUGCUUGGUUUAAUUGAGAAUACUAUGAAAACUCUAGACGACAACAGUAAAUAUCAUCCGACUACAACAAAAAAAUGCAUAAAAUAUGUUAUUGGUUCAUCAAGACUCAAGGAAAAUGAACAUAUUACAAAUUAA